GAAAUUGACUGAGUGGCCGGCGGGUUUCAAUUGCUAGAUGGAGUGUUCAUUGUUGGAUUUGUUCGUCGUUCGGCAGCCACACAGUUCUUAUUUCCGCCGGUUCUGCAUAACAACUCGGUUUUGUCAUUUAAGCAAUUAACAUCAACAACAGGUGCGGCAAAGCAAAAAGACCAUUUCCGAUAUAAAGAAGCUUAUUACUUUUGCGUGGUAUAUACAGCCGCAAUAAUUUCGAGUGGCGUAGAGAAGCCAGGAGUCAGGCGGGCCGCUGGACGAACCGACCACUACUCCGCGGCGUUCAGUGUUAUGCGGUGGAUACGCAGGUGCUGUGAUUGCUGACUGUGAGUGUGGGCUGAAGCAAUUCGCUGCCGAAAUACUGUAUAUCUGCCCGUUGUUGUGGAAACGAAUGUAUGCGCUAAUUGUAAGCAUGUGUAAAUAGUGCUGGCAUCACCGUCAACAACAUAGAAUGGCCGUUGCGUAAGUGUAUUCUUCUAUACGAGCUCUAAUUGUCAUCCUGUCCAUGUAGUUUUGUGAAAUCAUUAUUGCGCGAGGGUCACGAUGGUGAAAAAGAAUCGACGUCACAGCGACCAGGACACGCGUGGAGUCGAAGAAAGGCCUCCUGAACUUGAAAUUGCGCCGAAAUGCCCUCACCUCGGAAAAGCCCUGUGCAUAAAUAGACUCCGCAAAGCCUGGACAUCUGGCGAACUCGGUGACUUAAGCGCUUGCAAGCAAUGUGAGAAAGAGCAAGACGGCAGGGAAAAAGAAGUGGAGGAGAUUAAAGAAAAUAAAGUUGAUUCAGACAACAAGGAGAACGGACCGACAACGGCGAUUACAGGCAUAACGUCUACGAUAGCUUCAAUGACAGAUGAGAACGCUGCAGAUGCGAUUUGGAUUUGUCUGCAAUGUGCCAACCGCGGCUGCUCUAGGUACAGUAAGAACCAACAUGCAGUAAAGCACCAAAACGCAUCCUAUUCGGAUUCGCACGACAUUGCUGUGAACUGUGUCACGUGGCAGGUGUGGUGUUACAAAUGCAAUGAAUACUUGAACCCACAACAAACAGAGAGUCUGGAUCAAGCAAUAAAGGGGCUCCAAAGCACCAAAAGUAAACAGCUGGAAGGGUACAAAACUGGUCAGCCACCACAGGAGUGCUCUAACAAGAAACGAAAUAAUCUCAAAGAUUUCCGACGAGUCGCUACAGUCAAAACAGAAUCAAAUUCGAAAAGGGACAAAUCAACUUUCGAUGCAAGUUUGCCUAGCCCGUCCAGCGAGGAAAGCACGCCUCUUAGCGACGUCAAUGUAAAGGUUACUCUUAGUGACACGGAAGAGUUGCAACGGCCUAAGGGUCUCCAAAACCUCGGCAACACGUGUUUCUUUAACUCGGUCAUGCAGAAUCUUGCUCAAACGCAUCUGUUGACAGAUGCAUGCAUCGCGGCAGCGAGAAACAGUCCAGGGGGAGUCCUGUGGACAGUUCAGCCAAUGGGGAAGAAGUCCGUUAUAAGAGACAUGAAAACGCUCGAGCUCAAGCUACACGAGGCUGGGGAGCUUACUUCUGCUUUAGCAGAUUUCUUUCACUUCUUUCGAAACCGGUCAAGUCAGCUGACUCUAUGUCCUAGCGAUUUGUUUGGCCAUAUAUGCCAGAAAUCUCCACAGUUUCGUGGCUUCGCACAACAGGAUAGCCACGAGUUGCUUCGGCACCUCUUCGAUGGCGUCUUCAGUGAAGAAAGUAAGCGUAUGAAGCGGACCAUACUCAGCCACUUUGGACUAAAAAAAAACGUCAAUCCUGAUAGUGUCAAACCGUAUUUGCGUACACAAAUUGAUGCUUAUAAGAAGCAGACCCAUCAUACGUUUCUCGAGACCAUUUUUGGUGGUCUUCUGAUCAACACGAUCCUUUGUCUAAAAUGUCGUAAGUCCUCACAGAACUUCGAACCGUUUGUUGAUAUAUCUUUGUCGAUUGCGACCCCUCGACCAGUAAAAAUGCCUGCACCAGCUCAGCGCAAGCCGGACCCUAUAAUGGACGAGCUCGAGGAGAAAUAUGGCACGAAGAAGGGCGCAUCACUAAAUAAACUGAAGUUAAAUAAUAAGAAGGCAAAAAAGAAGCAGCGAAGACAGCAGCAAAACAUGACGAAGAAUGAAGCACAGGAUGCCUCGCGGUCUCGUGAAAACAGUCCUGCAAUCGUUAAUGAUGGUGAGACCGCAUCAGUAAAAGAAGACAGUGCUGGAAGUACAGCUGAGGACGACCUAGAUAGCAGCGUCAACAACAGCAUGUGUAAGUUAAAGGAACAAAAGCUCAAUGAAGGGCGGACUGUUGCGACUGCGACAUUAAAAGAGACCGCCCAAACGAACCAGCCUAACGAGGAGGUAGAUGGUGAGAAGGACAAAGAUCUUGACGAGUCGGUGCCCGUUGACUUGCCUGUACAUGACGUACAUGACGACACAGAGCGGGAAGACAGCAGCAGUCCGAAGGACAGAAGUAAAGUCAACCGCGAAACCGAAGAUGAAAAGAAUCAGAAGCGAGAACCCCCGGACACAGCGGAAAGCAAUGUCACAGAAGUUGAUGAAUCGAUUUUGGCGAAAGUAAGUGAAAUUGGGAUAACUCAGAGGAGACGAGCCAGCGACGAAACCAACGGAUCCGAUAGCGGCGUUGAUGUAGUGUGCCCGGACGGCGAAGAGGAUGAGCUUCUUCGGGAACAUAUGGACGUCUGGAAAGAACAGUCACUGUCAACAUUUGGCAACAGAACCAUGGUGCCUCGGAACUUAUCAACAGAUCACUCUUUAGAGUCUUGCCUCACUGCGUUUACGGACGAGGAACUAUUGACCGGAAAGAACCAGUUCGGAUGUGACCAUUGCACGGAGGCGUACGGCAAGCCAAAUAAGGAUGGCUCCAAGCAACGCGUCCAUAACGACGCUAAGAUGCAGCUCUUAAUCCUUAUCCCACCGGCAGUACUUACUUUUCACCUGAAGAGAUUUAUGCAGGAUGGCAUGCGUCUAAGGAAAAAUGGGGUGCGUGUCUCAUUUCCGAAAAUCCUUGAUUUGGCUCCAUACUGCAGUAAAGCAUGCAUUAAUCUGCCUUCAAUACAACCCGACCAAACUAGCAUUCUCUACAGUCUGUAUGGUAUUGUGGAGCAUUCCGGUGGCCUUCAUGGGGGGCACUACACGGCGUUUGUGAAGGUGCGGCCAAACACAGGACUAGGCUGUAAAUUUCUGCAACCGCUCCCACUCAAGAUGGGACUCGACGAUUUAAUUAGAGAAAUGCACAGGCGCUGUGAGCAGGCCGAGCGAACUCUAUCCACUGCACAUGAGUCGGACACACCUGAUCGAGCAGAAGCAGAAAAUGAACAAGCCAGUGCGUACCCUCAGCCCCCAUCAGUGUUGCAAAAUGGUACGGCUGAUUCAAAAGCAGCUGCUCAAAAGGAUGCGGUACGAGAGACGGGAAAAACUAAGGUUUGCAUUUCCGAAGGCCGGUGGUACCACAUUAGCGACUCGUCGGUGCACGAAACCUCUGAAACCUCGGCGCUUAAUGCGGAAGCGUACCUUCUCUUUUACGAGAGACUGACUUAGCCAUCGAAAUUGAGCCACUAAGGAUAAUAUAAAUAAUAAUAAUGCUCACUUAGAAAAUUUCAAUCAUCAGCAGACACGUUGUUAUGCGUUCACGUUAUAUCUUCUCAGCAUAUGUCAACAUCGAGUAACUAAAAUAUUUAAAAAGAAGCGCUAUUGUUUUUGUCUUUUUUCCAUAUAAGAAGCUAAAAAAAAAGCGAGUCUGCGUGUUAAUAAGGACGAUUAAUUUUUAUAAACUUUUUUCGGCGGGGUGUGCAUAAAGGCUCUCCUGUGCCGCGUACCACAUUCAUCCGUAUAGACAAAAAGUAAAUUGGUAUAUAUUCGGGAGUGACAUUCAUGGCGGUUGAGAUUGUGACAGCAGGUUUGUUGCGUGACUCGCCUUCUACCGGCCUAAAUACAUGUCUGAGAUAAACAGCUAGUGAAAGCGUAAGCACGCUUUAGUAUGUGUUGACGCUGUGGUAUGAAUGUGACACAUAUUUAAGACGAAGCAAUUCAAAAGCAAAAAAGUUAGUUAUAUUGGAAAUUUGAUGCUUCGAGGAUUUGGGCUGCUGCUGUUGUUCGUGAUGUCAGACCUGCCAAGCAAAAAUGAUGUGAGUUAAAGGAGGUACUGAAUGUGAUGCUGAUGGUUAGUUACAUUUUUUAUGUCUAGGGUAAGCGGGAAGCAAAACAAGUGUCGAAAGAAAAACGAGACAAAAGACGAGACGAAGAUUAUAAAUCAGAUUAAAAAAGUAGGCUCAAAGAUAUUUGGUUAUGAGCAGCCGAAUCUAUGACAGGAGGAUAAGGAAAGCAUUUUUACAAAUGACGAACUUAAUGAAAGAAGUGGAAUCUUGAAGAAGUGCAAACAAGUGUACGAGUGAUGAAUGAUAGAUAAUAUGAAUACAAGUGUUGUAUGCAACGGCAGAACACUUAUUAGGGUAUUGAAUACAAAAAAAAUAGAGAUUAUGGUGGUAUACAUACAUAUAUAUAUAAUGCAGGUGUAACGUUUAAGGAGGCGUACACACGAGCACACACAGGGAGAGCAUGAUAAGAAAUGGGUGAUAAUGGUCUGAAUGAUUCAAACUGCGAAAAAAACUAAGUGAAAGAGUGGCUCUGCUAGAAAAAGAACGAUAUUUAACUCUUAACCGUAUGAAGAUAAUGGGCUAAAUAAGUAGUCUUCAUCCUGGUCAAUAGUUUGUAAAGAUAAGCGCCACGUGCUAAGCGCUGCCACUGUUAAUUGUGCGGAAUAUACAUAAUCAUCUUGGUAAUUAGACCUAAUGACUUAUGUUGCGGCCCCAAUACGGUGCUAGUAAAUGAGUAGUAUAUAUAUAUAUAUAUAUAGAGAGAGAGGGAAAGAUAUCCAGUAAAUGAGAGAAAAAGCAACUGACAGAAAUAGGAAUGAGAGAGAUUAAAGAGUACAGGUGAAAAGCUAAAUAACGAACGGAGAAUGAACGCGAAUGCUUUGAACAUGGAACUUAUACGACAUGACCACAACCUGGUGUUUAACUUUGAGCAUUGAACGACGAAAAUCGUACUUUGACUUCUCGCAUAUAAAUCUUCUAUAAACAGCCGAAAUAUGAAUUAUCUUUAUUUGUGGGGGAGGGGCACAACAAAAAUCAUGAAAGCUCUUAGAUUAGCGCGAUGUUAGCCAUUUUGGUUUCGUGGAGAGAGGCUAGUUUUAAACGCUGCUUUUGUUAUGCUGCACUUUUUCGACGAAACUGCAUGUACCAGAUAAUACCGAAGUGGUUUAGAUAAGCUUCGCAAAAUUUUAGACUCGGUGUCGGCUACUUUUUUAGUGUUAUUUUCAAUUAUUGAUAAGUAUUUUUAGGCAGAUGAGCAAAGCGUUUUUAUUUAAGGCUAAACGUUACUGCCAAAACUUUAGGUAUAGCCAAAGGAAGGCGUUCUGGGGCUUCUAAAUUUGUAAAAAUGAAAGCCUGCGAUAUGUUAACUUGGCAUUAAUUCAAAAAUCUAUUUAUCUAUAGUUUAAAAAAGCAUCCUUUACAAAACAAUAUCCUUCUGAUU
Messenger RNA from Varroa destructor (honeybee mite), 5550 nucleotides. It is a transcript of the gene Usp16-45, whose product is annotated as ubiquitin specific protease 16/45. The record is from RefSeq and is a predicted model, not a curated record. Gene Ontology annotation, cellular component: nucleus; cytosol. Gene Ontology annotation, molecular function: cysteine-type deubiquitinase activity; zinc ion binding. Lineage: Eukaryota; Metazoa; Arthropoda; Arachnida; Mesostigmata; Varroidae. Gene Ontology annotation, biological process: protein deubiquitination.